UACUUGUUUUGAUAAUUUUUCAAUUUUAUCCGGUUUGAGAUUGUUUAGGUUUAUCUAAUAUCCGGAGGGAUAUUUUUAUAAUGAGAAAGGCUUCGCGCCAUACAUCAUGGUUUUCUGUUAACCGACUAAACAGGGCUUGGAUGUUUAUAAACUUUUCUCACCCUCUCCGAGGAGGCAAUAAAACAACUCAAGUCUGAAGCUUGUUACUGCACAGUGAGAAAAGUUUGGUACUACACAUUCAUACGCCAUGGAUAUCGGUACAUGCAGUCUACCAGAUCGACAUCUACGAUCAGUGAGGACGCUUACUCAACAAGCCCUAAUGCUGUUCGAGGACAAAGUAGAGAAAUAUAAUGACAGACUCCGAGAUGUAAGAAGAGACAUUGAAACGGUGAUUCUAGAAUUUGAAGAUGUCCGUCCAACGGAGGAAAAUGUUCUACGAGCUAUGAAGUCUGACCUUACCCACUUUGCUAAUCAGUACAACAGUCUGUCCAAUGAAUAUGUGUCAUACUUAAAAGGAACAAGAACAGCAGCUAGCUUAAGGGAAGAGGCCUCACACAGGCUAGUUGCAUCAUCAGUUCGUGGUAAAGUUGACUACAUGAUAACUGAGAUUGAAAGUAGACUUACGGAUAAUGUGCCAUCCUACACACAAUUUGCAGAAAGUAACGGUCAAACUGAAGGAUUACCACUCCGUGUUAAAGAAGAAGUGGUGAGGAACUUGAGUUAUUCUUCUCUCAACAAAGAAUCAUCUGUAGGAAAGCGUAGGCAUAGCGUCACAUCUCAAGUCCCCUCAACAACUGGCUCAAACCUCAGCACUAUCAUCCAACGCCAAGCAGCUAAAGUGGGCCUGCAAACCGCAAAAUUGGACCUGAAGUUUGCAGAAGAGGAAGCGGAGCUCCUAAGGAAGCAAGCAGCCAUCGAAGCAGAGCGAAAGAUUCUGGAAAGUCGCAAAGCAGUUGCUGUAGCCCAGACUACAUUUGAAGCAUUAGAAACACUCGCUAAUGACACAGAAAAAGGAGAAAUCCUCGAAGAGUGUGCAGAGAAGGAGCAGUGUCAACAAGACACCUUAGAACGGACAAAACAGUACGUACGUAACUUGAAAGAAAAUCGGGAAGACCAGGUUAGUGUUUCGUCCAUAAGAAGCUUCAAGAACUUUUGUAACCCAAAACAUUCCACACCGUGUGAGAAGAAUCAGGAUCUUACAUCCAAUCUGAACCCAUCAGCCAAGCCAUUCUCCCCAUAUGGGUUCGAUCACCUCACGAAAUAUAUUGCCAAAAAGGACCUGAUAUCUUCACGUUUUUCUACUUAUGAUGAUAAUCCAACCCACUACUCAUCAUGGAAAGCGACAUUCCAAAACAUAGUCACAGAAGUACAGGCAUCACCUCUAGAGCAUCUUGAUUUGCUCGUCAGAUGGCUGGGACCAGAUUCCACCAAGCAAGUACAAAGCAUCCGCUCAGCGAACGUACAGGACCCAGAAAAGGCAUUAAAACUUGCAUGGGAACGCCUUGACACACGUUUUGGAAGUCCAGAAAUAAUUCAACACACACUUCAACAAAGGAUCUUAGAUUUUCCAAAACUUCAAAAUCACCAGAGGAAAGAAUUCUUUGAUCUAGCAGAUCUUGCAACUGAAAUUGAAGGAAUCAAGAGUGAUGAUCAGAACGCAAUCACACUAGCCUAUUUUGACUCUUCCUACGGUGUAAACAAACUUGUGUCUAAACUGCCAUUCAAUCUACAAGAAAAAUGGACUCAUAAAGCAAGUGACUAUAAAUUGCACCAUAACGGACAGUUUCCACCAUUUACUUACUUCACUUCUUUCCUUCAAAAUCUUGCAAAAAUGAAAAAUGACCCAGGAUUUGUAUACGAGUCAGAUAAUCAGAAGCAAACACAGAGAAGUGGUGGACGAAGUGUAUACCAAAGAAACCCCCCUCCAAGAAAUGUGUCAACUAGAAAGACAGAAGUAGCUGUGUGUCAGUCAGAUGUGACAAUCUGUCCAUUGCAUGGAAAAAACCACUCCCUAAAUGAAUGCAGAGCCUUUCGACAGAAACCUCUAGAAGAAAGGAUGAAGUUCAUUCGCAUGAAACAGAUUUGUUUUAAGUGUUGUGCAGACCAGCGUCACCUUGCCAAAAACUGCAAAUCCAAGGUACAAUGCAGCAUCUGUAAUGCUUAUUCACAUCCCACAGCAUUACACCCCAACUUGAUCCAGGAUGAAGGGGAGUCGAGCGCUUCCAAGGUAUCAACAUCCUGUACACAGAUAUGUGGAACUACCCGUUCCACCAACAGAUCAUGCGCCAAGAUACUGAAGGUUCGUGUACACCCUAAAAACAAACCGGAGGAAGUUCGGAUUGUUUAUGCCAUAGUGGAUGAUCAGAGUAAUCAAACUCUGGCAACUUCUACACUCUUUGACUUUUUCCAUGAAAGAGGCCCAGAACAUAACUACAUUUUAGUGUCAUGUGCCGGGAAGAAACCUGUAUUUGGUCGACAAGGUGUAGGAUAUAUUGUGCAAUCUAUGGACAAGACUUGCUCAUUUGAACUUCCUACCCUUCUGGAAUGUGAUGAAAUUCCAAACAACAGGGAUGAAAUUCCGACCCCCCAGAUAGCACGUCAAUUCACUCACCUGCAAGAUAUUGCGUCUUGUAUACCACGGAUAGACAACAAAGUGCAGAUAGAACUGUUGAUCGGCAGAGAUCUUUUGGAGGUCCACCACGUGAUGGAACAGAAAAUAGGAAAAGUUUCCUUACCAUUUGCACAGAAGCUUCCACUAGGAUGGGUUAUACUUGGCAGAGUAUGCUUAAAUAACACUCAUGUCUCAGAAGUCGUUAACACAAACAAGACCUUUGUACUCUCAAACGGAAGGCCUACCCUUUUUGAGCCUUGUGAAAAUCAGCUAUUUGUAGUCAGCAGUGUUUUCCAGAAAACAGAACACGAUGAAAAACUUGGACCAUCCAUAGACGAUAAAAAGUUCAUUGAAAUUAUGAAUUCUUCCUUCAAGAAAGAUGCAGAUGGGCGAUGGACUGCACCCCUGCCCUUUAAGGAGAAUAGACCCACUCUACCCAAUAACAAAACUCAAGCCCUUAAACGAGCUCUGAUGUUAGACAACAGCUUUCGACGUAACCCAACGAAGCAUCGUCAUGCUCAAGAUUUCAUGCAGAAAAUCUUUGACCACGGGCAUGCCGAGAUAGCACCACCGAUUUCAAUGAAUUCUGAAUGCUGGUACCUACCAUUGUUUGGGGUAUACCACCCUAAAAAGCCUGACUCCAUACGUAUGGUCUUCGAUUCUUCGGCCAGGCAUGAGGGAUUAGCAUUGAAUGAUGUUCUGUUCAAGGGGCCAGACCUAACCAACAAUCUCUUAGGAGUUCUUCUGCGGUUCCGCAAGGAUGAGAUAGCCAUCACUGGAGACAUAGAGCAGAUGUUCUAUAAUUUCAAGGUUACAGAGAAAGACAGAGACUUUUUGAGAUUCCUUUGGCACCCUGAUGGUGAUCUUGAUACACCACUCAAGGAAUACAGAAUGACUGUACACGUAUUUGGAAAUACACCUUCUCCCUCGAUUGCGACGUACGGACUACACAAGGCUGUUCAACAUGCAGACACAGAUGUACAAGAUUUUGUCAACAGGAACUUUUAUGUUGACGACGGUCUGACGAGCUGUACCAGUGAAGAGGAGGCCGUCAGUCUGAUGAGAAGAACACAACAGGCGCUUAGCAUAGGAGGACGACUUCGACUGCAUAAGAUUGCUUCCAACUCAAAAGCCGUUUUGCAGCAGUUUGUUAAUGAUGAUCUCUCCAAAGACCUGAAACACCUUGAUUUCGGAUGUGACACACUACCAGUCCAGAGAAGUCUAGGAGUUUCCUGGGACACUGAAACCGAUUCUAUCAUAUUCCAAGUCUCAAAGGACCUGAAACCCUUUACCCGCAGAGGGGUACUGUCGACAAUCAACAGUCUGUUUGACCCGAUAGGAUUCACGGCUCCUGUCACAUUGCAAGGAAAGCUUUUUCUUCGGGAGGUAAUGUCAACAGUAAAACAAGUAGGUUGGGAUGAACCACUUCAAGAAAACUUCCUCAUCCGUUGGGAAAACUGGGUAAACUCGCUUCAGUGUUUAGAGGACAUCAGAAUUCCCCGCAUGUAUGGCAAGACCUCAGUGACUUCAGCAGACGAUGUCAGUGUCCAUAUCUUCUGCGAUGCUUCAAAAGAAGCCAUUGCAGCCGUAGCCUAUCUUAGAGUCAGUACAGGCAAUGUUACAGAUGUAGGAUUUUUAGUGGGAAAGGCAAAGGUGGCUCCGACACACGGUCACACCAUUCCCCGUUUGGAGUUAUGCGCGGGAGUCCUUGCUACUGAAUUAGCAGAAACUGUAAAAGAAGAAUUGGACAUUGCAAAGAGUGCAUUCCGCUUUUAUUCAGACAGCAGAGUAGUUCUAGGCUACAUCUCAGCUGAGGCGAGACGAUUUCAUGUCUAUGUGUGCAAUCGUGUGAGUCGCAUAAGAUCCUUUUGUGGACCUGAGCAGUGGGGCUACAUAUCUACUGAAUCCAACCCAGCUGAUAUCGCCACCAGAAGUUUUAAGACUUCCAGUCUUCCGCAUAGUGUAUGGCUACAAGGACCAGAAUUUCUUGUCAAUGAAUAUGUUCAUGUGAACGAGUAUUUCCCUGUAGUCGAGGCGGAUGACGAUGUAGAGAUCAGGAAAGAAGUUGUGAACCUGAAGACUGAGACAUCAGAUCCUCCAGAAAAAGUAUUAUCCUUGACUGCCAGAUUUACGAAAUUCUCAUCUUGGAAUAGUCUCAAGAGAGCUAUCACAAACUUAAGGAAGAUUGCUGUGCGCUUCCAAAGAGAAAAACAAAAUCAUCACUUACCUGUAGAGCAGUUCAUCAUAAAGGAAGUACAACAUGAAGUGUAUCAAGAAGAGGUGCAAUCAAUCAUGAAGGGGAGUAAACCACCUAAAAACAGCUCACUUCUUCCCCUUAACCCUGUCUUAGAUCCAAAUGGAAUCCUUCGAGUUGGAGGACGGCUGCAGCACAUCUCCACUAAUCGACCAUAUGAAGAUGAUCAUCAUCCAAUCAUCAUACCCAAAGGCCAUCAUAUUGCACUUCUCCUAGUACGUCAUUUUCACAGUAACAUACAACAUCAAGGACGUCACUUAACAGAAUGUGCUAUACGAGCAGCUGGCUUUUGGCUUGUGGGUGGAAAGCGACUAAUCAUUUCUGUGCUUAGAAGUUGCGUCACAUGCAAGAAACUUAGAGGCAGCUUUGGCUGGACAAAAAUGGCAGACUUACCUAGAGACCGUUUAGAGACCGGGCCACCAUUCACAUUUGUUGGCAUCGACACCUUUGGACCCUGGCCUAUUGUUUACAGGAAGACCAGAGGCAUGCAAAGAAACCAUAACCGCUGGGCCAUUCUAUUCACAUGCAUGGUGUCCAGAGCUGUCCACGUCGAACUCAUUGAGGAGUUAAGCAGUCCUUCCUUCAUCAAUGCUCUUCGCAGAUUUAUGGCCAUUCGUGGACCUGUUAAACAAUUCAGGUCGGACAGAGGCACCAAUUUUGUUGGUGGUGUGAAAGAGCUAGAGUUGGAUGCCCAAUUUAUUGAGAAGGGCCCUGUAGCCAAUUACUUGAAGAAUAACAGAAUUUCUUGGAUCUUCAACCCACCCCAUGCCUCGCACUUCGGAGGAGUUUGGGAACGUAUGAUUGGUUGUUGUAGACGGAUCCUGGAUGCCUUGUUACUACAAAACAAACAUGAUCUAACACAUGAAGUCCUCUCAACGUUUAUGCUUGAAGUUUGUGCCAUUCUAAAUGCACGACCUUUAGUGCCAGUAUCAACGGACCCAGAUAAACCAGAGGUAUUAUCACCUUGUCAGCUGCUUACUCAAAAGAAUCCUUUGGAUGAUUUUGACCUACCGAGCUGCGACCAGAAAGAUGCUAUCAAAAACCAGUGGAAGAGAGUACAGUAUCUUGCCGACAACUUUUGGACCCGCUGGCGCUCGGAGUAUCUUCACCUUCUUCAGACCCGACCAAAAUGGGAAUCGCCAGGAAUCCACUUCAAUAAAGGUGACAUUGUGCUUCUGAAAGACAGUGAAUCCCCCAGAAACCAUUGGCCGAUGGGAGUAAUCGAAGAGGCCUUCAAAAGCGAAGAUGAACUCGUUCGCAAGGUCAAAGUGCGGGUAAUGCGAGGGGAUACGUCCACUUCCUAUGUUCGUCCGAUCACCCAACUUGUGAAGCUCCUGGAGGUUAAGUGAGUGUGCCACCGAAAUAUGACAACGUUUGUAUUCGUGUGUGGGAUCGGAUUUAUUGUAUUAUGUACUUUUACAUGAUAUCGGUACCAGUUUAGUAUCAGAAUAUUUUGUCAAAUUUGAUUAUAUUUUCACAUAUUGAUAUAGUUUGCUUAAAUGUUGAUUUCUAGUCAAAAUCAGAAGGGGAGUGUGUUGUUACUUGUUUUGAUAAUUUUUCAAUUUUAUCCGGUUUGAGAUUGUUUAGGUUUAUCUAAUAUCCGGAGGGAUAUUUUUAUAAUGAGAAAGGCUUCGCGCCAUACAUCAUGGUUUUCUGUUAACCGACUAAACAGGGCUUGGAUGUUUAUAAACUGUAAGUGUCAUGUCUUUACAUUGCUAAUAGUGUCGAAUAAUUAUGUUACAUUUUAAGUGCAUCAGUUAUUUUUACAUGUCACAUCAUAUUUACAGCAGAAAUAGAGAUUUGUGUAUUGGCAGGACGUUAGCAUUAAGUAAAACAUAGAUUGGACUAUCUCAUUAUUUCUCUUACGUGAUUUUAUUGCAUAUAUUUUAUAAUUUGCUGUCUCGAUAACUUACCAGAACCAUCUAGUAGUAAAUUUGACAUGUUAUGAUUGUUAGAUUUUACAGCUUACAUUAUGUACAUGAGUCACACUCGUUUUUUCUAAAUUUGGCAUAAUGUGAAAUGUGGAUUGUCAUGUUGAUGUCUGUACAUGUACUUAUAAAUGUUGUAACUUUUGUAGUUUCUCACCCUCUCCGAGGAGGCAAUAAAACAACUCAAGUCUGAAGCUUGU
This is a messenger RNA of Magallana angulata, 6993 nucleotides long. RefSeq lists its product as uncharacterized. Lineage: Eukaryota; Metazoa; Mollusca; Bivalvia; Ostreida; Ostreidae. Gene Ontology annotation, biological process: DNA integration. The transcript has 2 exons. Gene Ontology annotation, molecular function: nucleic acid binding. The record is from RefSeq and is a predicted model, not a curated record. The coding region runs from base 248 to 6214 and encodes 1988 amino acids.